CGCCGCUGCCGCCGCCGCCGCCGCCGUCGCCGCCCGCCCUGGUCCCGCGGACAGCGCGCAGCGCCGAGGUGGGAGCGCCGGGAGCAGCAGCGCCUAGAUAAUGCCCAGGGGUGAGCUGUCCUGAGCUGCUGAGUUCCAACUGCCUGUCUGUCCACGCACACCCCAGGUAGCCUGCCAGCACCACCCACCAUGGAGUCCAGGGGGAAGGCGACCAGCAGCCCCAAGCCCGACUCGAAGGCUCCGCAGGCGGCUGCUGAGGCCAGAGCCCCGCCAGCUGCGGAUGGGAAAGCCCCCUCAGCUAAGCCUGGGAAGAAGGAGGCCCAAGCAGAGAAGCAAGAGUCCUCAGCGACCCCCACCCCAGCUGCCAAGAAGACCGCGGCCAAAGCAGACCCUACCCUUCUCAAUAACCACAGCAACCUGAAGCCGGCCCCCGCAGCCCCCAGCAGCCCCGAGGCCACCCCUGAGCCCAAGGGCCCUGGGGAUGGGGCUGAGGAGGAUGAAGCCCCCAGCGGGGGUCCAGGGGGCCGAGGCCCUUGCCCCUUUGAGAACUUGACCCCCCUGCUGGUGGCUGGGGGUGUGGCCAUGGCAGCCGUAGCCCUAAUUCUUGGUGUGGCCUUCCUGGCCCGGAAAAAAUGAUGGCUUGUGCCCAGGUGGGGGCACAGCCACUUCCUGUACAGGUCUCAGGAGCCUAGUGCAUGCCGAGCUCAAAUACAGCCGUCUAUACAUCCAUACGUGCGUACCACAUAGACACGUAUACCCCUGUGUGCGUACCACAUAGACACGUAUACCCCCGUACACGCAGAAGGACAGACGCGGACAGGCCCCCCAGCCAUGGAAACCAAGCCCGCUCGCUGGCCCCCAGCACUUACCCCUCCCAGGCUCCAGCAUGGGGCAGUGGGAGGAGUGGACCUUGAGUGUGGCCCACCUGCCUACAAGCAGGUGGACGUGUGCCAGCCGGUCCCGAGAGGCCCCAGUGGCCCCAAGCACUUCCUGGCAGCAGAGUCUGGACGAGUCUCCAGGGCUGGGUAGGGGUCCGGGAUGGGCUCCCACAAGGGCCCAGCCCUUGUAGGGACAUUAAAGGGUAUGGCUGUUUCACUCUC
Zalophus californianus (California sea lion) is the source of this 1100-nucleotide messenger RNA. RefSeq names its product cell cycle exit and neuronal differentiation 1 (gene CEND1). Gene Ontology annotation, biological process: cerebellar Purkinje cell differentiation; cerebellum development; radial glia guided migration of cerebellar granule cell. NCBI's taxonomy places the organism in Eukaryota, Metazoa, Chordata, Mammalia, Carnivora, Otariidae. Bases 190 to 636 code for a protein of 148 amino acids. The record is from RefSeq and is a predicted model, not a curated record. The transcript has 2 exons.